Molecule: messenger RNA, 589 nt
Organism: Mucor mucedo
Lineage: Eukaryota; Fungi; Mucoromycota; Mucoromycetes; Mucorales; Mucoraceae
Product: cytochrome c oxidase, subunit VIa
Exons: 3
Coding region: 35-391 (118 amino acids)
Biological process (GO): mitochondrial electron transport, cytochrome c to oxygen
Cellular component (GO): mitochondrial inner membrane
Molecular function (GO): enzyme regulator activity
Source: RefSeq, a predicted model, not a curated record
GCUUCUUUAUAUUUACACUAACUUUUUAAACAAAAUGGCCUCUCGUAUCCUCAACUCUCAAGUCGUUGCCUCCAUCAAGCGUGCUGGUGUUCGUUAUCAAUCCACUGCCGUUGAUGGUGGUUUCACUGCUCAACGUGAUGCCAUCAAGCACCACGCUGCUGAGGCCGCUGGUACUUGGAAGAAGAUCUCCAUCUUUGUUACCAUUCCUUGUCUUGCCGCUGCUAGUUUCAACGCUUAUAACCUUUAUGAAGCACAUCACGAACACCAAAAGCACCACCCUAAGGAAUGGAUCUUGUAUCCUUACAUUAACUUCCGUGCCAGAUCUUUCUUCUGGGGUAAGGAAUCUCUCUUCUUCAACCCUGAAGUCAACCUUUCUGUCGAACAAGAGUAAAUCUCGAGCCAUUCGUUUUUAUCCGACAUAAAAAAUUAAUAGAAAAACCCGGGCCGUUUUUGUAAUGAAACCUUUUUAUUUAAUAAAUUGAAUAUAACCUUUUUUAUUUUACGGCCUGUAGUCAGUAGUCAGAGAAAGAAAAAUAGAGUACAAAGCUGUCAAAAUGUUUGGGGGGAUAGUAAAUACGGUAUAUUAAAC